AUGCCUACAGGUCAGCUCAUUACCGUACCCCAAGUGGUGACGAACAAUCCACUCCCAUCUUCGCCCAUCAGUCUCCACGAGAUCGUCAUCGACAGCCUUCCCAAAUCAACGAAUUCUCCUCCUUGCCCCUCGAAUCAUCCCCACUUGCCCUCUUAUGAGACCGCUAUCACGCUAGCCCACAGAUACUUGAACUAUCAUUGUCAAACUCAUCACGUCAUCGAUCAGGAGGAAAUUGAGGAUGAUAUAAAUAAAGUGUACGGAGAGAACGGUCUAAUCGCUGAGGAACUAUCAGCGAGUCGAUUCAGAGUGUUCUCGGUCAUGUACUUAGAGAUGAUGAUGGGAGACGAGAACGAUCUGGUCGUCCAGACAUGUCGACAGCUGGCCGUCAAUGAGGUCAGGCAUGUGAUCCGGGGGCAGGAUCUGGUCGCAGUACAGUCUCUUGUCUUCCUGUGUAGGUUUGCCAUACGUGAACCCGGUGGUAUCGGUCUGUGGCAGCUUGCAGGGAUGGCUGCCAGAACUGCGUUGGCCCUUCGAUUGCAUCGUCGGGACGACAUCUACAAGCAAGGUUUCUUGGAUCCCAACGAAAUCGAUUGGAGGCAGAACGAGAAGAGGAAGAAUAUCUUUUGGGCAGUGUACAAUCUGGACAGGCUCGCAACCUUUGUUCUGAAUCAGCCGCCCUCCAUCCGGGAUUCCGACGUGGAUGUCGAUUUACCUUCAGUGUCAUCCCUCUACGGAAAUGGGUUGCCAGUCUCGGGGACCUCGAUACGGAACCACAGCCUGAGGUUGCGCAUGCUGUACGGAAAUAUCCAGGAGUCUCUUUAUGGUGUAUCAGUGAAAGAUAGUCGGCCGCUGGAAGAACGGCAGCGGUUGGUUUCUGAAUUUGUCGAGCAGGUUGAAGCAUGGUAUAAUUCGAGUCCUCUCAAGGCUGCCUUCAUUCCAAUCUCUGAUGCGACAAUCAAUCGACAGCUACUCGAUGAUAUCAGUUAUCAACAAAUGAUACUCGCCUUGCACCGACCGUCCUCACUCAUACCUGAGAUACCCUCAGAGUACGUUGACAAGUUGCUGAACGCCUCGACAAAGUGCAUCGCACUCUAUCAGCACUAUUUUGCGCGAAAGGAAAUUCCAAUGACGUGGAUUCAUCUCUUCCAAAUCUACACCUCCUCUGCCACAUUGGUCAAAUGCUUCAGUGAAUUCCGCAAGCGAAGCGGUCAUCAAGCUGCGUCUCUGUCAGAUUUCGAGAACAGAAUCGGUCAAUGUCGAGACUUAUUGGCUCAAUUCGGGACUAAAUGGCCGGAAUCGCAAUUGUACCAAGUCAUGUUUGGCAACUUGAUCGACCUUUACAAUUCAGAAUCUGAACUGGCUACGCACAGAAUCUACUCUCCCCCUGUCACAUCGUCGAACAACGUAACAACGAACGCGAUCGAUCCAGUCUUCCACGAAAUUCUCGGGGGGUUCUGCGGGGAGGGAACCCAGCUGGGAACAUGCUCGUCCUUUCCUACUUCGCUCCUCGAACCCUCCUCCCCUGCGUCAUUCCUGAAGACUUUGGGUGUCGACUGCUCUACUUGGUAA
Molecule: messenger RNA, 1569 nt
Organism: Kwoniella mangroviensis CBS 8507
Lineage: Eukaryota; Fungi; Basidiomycota; Tremellomycetes; Tremellales; Cryptococcaceae
Exons: 4
Coding region: 1-1569 (522 amino acids)
Biological process (GO): positive regulation of transcription by RNA polymerase II; DNA-templated transcription
Molecular function (GO): zinc ion binding; DNA-binding transcription factor activity, RNA polymerase II-specific; sequence-specific DNA binding
Source: RefSeq, a predicted model, not a curated record